Alosa sapidissima (American shad) is the source of this 1271-nucleotide messenger RNA. RefSeq names its product RALY heterogeneous nuclear ribonucleoprotein (gene raly). Gene Ontology annotation, molecular function: RNA binding. The record is from RefSeq and is a predicted model, not a curated record. Lineage: Eukaryota; Metazoa; Chordata; Actinopteri; Clupeiformes; Clupeidae. The transcript is spliced from 10 exons. The coding region runs from base 263 to 1093 and encodes 276 amino acids. Gene Ontology annotation, cellular component: nucleus.
ACUCCCAAGGAGGGUAGAAAAGUGCAAGAGAUCAGCUUCAGAGAAUUCUCAGGAUUCUGUGUGACUUUGUACUGACAUUUGAACAAAGGCUUACUCUGAAGCAGAGCAAGGCAAAUGACUAUUUUUGCAUUUUCCAGUCCAGGCCUGUCAGGAGAAAUCAGAUUUCACCUGCUCAAUGUGAGGCACUCAGCGGCAGCUCAACCUACUAUCAAUUCUAUCAAAACUAUCAAUUCUGUGGUCACGGUAUCUUCACUGAGCCAAGAUGUCCCUGAAGGUGCAGGCUAGCAAUAUCACCAACAAGAACGACCCCAAGUCUAUCAACUCCCGCGUCUUCAUAGGGAACCUGAACACCGCCGUGGUCAAGAAGUCCGACGUAGAGACCAUCUUCUCCAAAUACGGCCGCGUGCUUGGCUGCUCCGUGCACAAGGGCUACGCGUUCGUGCAGUAUGCCAGCGAAAGACACGCCCGCGGUGCAGUAAUCGGCGAAAAUGGACGUGUGCUCGCCGGACAGACUCUGGAUAUCAACAUGGCGGGUGAGCCCAAACCAAACCGACCCAAAGGCCUGAAGAGGUCGGCUGCUGCUCUCUACAGUGGCUAUGACUUUGACUACGAUUACUACAGAGAUGAUUUCUAUGACAGGCUAUUUGAAUAUCGAGGUCGAGUCUCCCCGGUGCCCAGAGUGGUGCCUGUCAAGCGCCCUCGUGUGGCCAUACCUCUGGUGCGCAGGGUCAAGGCUCUACCUGUCAAACUACUGGCCAGGUCCUCCGUGCUGCCCGGUACUUCCAUUAAACAGAGACCAGUGAAAUCCAAUGAGCUGCAGGCCAUCAAGUCCGAGCUCACACAGAUCAAGUCCAACAUUGAUGCUCUGCUUGGCCGACUGGAAGAAAUCACAGAGGACAAAUACACAAGCACAGAACUGAGGAAGGAGGACUGCAAGAGUGAGGUCUCUCAGGAUGACUCGGGUUCAGAAGCGGAAGAGCUCGUAGACGACAACCAGGCCAGCGAGGUGGAGGAAGGAGAGGAGGGGACACAGGACGAAUGUGACGACGACAUGGAAAACCAUUUAUCAGAAAUGGAAUCCAUCCUGCAAUAAAAGCCAGCAGGGAACCUGGACUAGAUGGACCGCUGGAAACCCUUCUACUACCACAGACUCUGCAGGAGGACAUCGAGAACACAGGGGUGCCGUCAGAUUCAACAUUAGCCAUUAGACAGACAGGCAGACAGGCAGGCAGGCAGGCAGGCCACCCAUCACUUGAGGUGGGCAGGGGGAG